Molecule: messenger RNA, 517 nt
Organism: Striga asiatica
Lineage: Eukaryota; Viridiplantae; Streptophyta; Magnoliopsida; Lamiales; Orobanchaceae
Source: the annotation of a GenBank genome assembly
GUUUUUUGCACAAUACUUCUUGUUCAUGGAAGCCCCUGUGGAGCUGAGCGAAACGCAAGAAGAUUCAGCCCAACUAUCAUCACUUCGUACCCGCCAGCUACUCAUCACACCAGGCGGCACUAAAUAUUGGAUACCACAAUGUGAGGAUGCACUUAGGCCCUUCAAAGGGAAGAUUUUUCACGGGCUUAACGAGGCAGUCGUUUUGUACAACACGUAUGCUUCUACGGUUGGGUUUGAUGUUAGGCACAGCACCUUGAUUAAAGCGAUUGAUAAGACGUAUGUUCGAGAGAGGGCCACAAGCAUCAUGCAGACGCAAUCCAAGCAAUGCACUCACGAAGAAGCAGGGUAUCGAACCGAGUGGGGUGUAAUGCCCGGAUUGUCCUUCGAGUUAACGGAUCAAACAACUAUAUUCUUAGAUACCCAUUAUUGGUUCAAAGAUUGGUUUGCCAAGAAAGAGUAUUGGAUACCGGCAUAUUUUAAAGAUGUCAGGAUGAGUAGGCUUAUGAGAACUACUUCU